AUGUUAUACCCUGUAAUUCGUCUAGCGCCUCGUCUUCAGUCCAGACGGAUAGCGGUCUGGCACCGCUGUGGCGUCGCCACUGCGACACCUAAGCACCCUAAUCCAGGAAACUUUGCAAACCGACCACGAGAAGAGAUGUCAGAGAUCGGCCAUCGUGGAGGUAAAAAGGGCGGCAAAGCUCGAGGUGUUGGCGGAUUCCAUGACAUGGACCCGGAGAAGCAGCAUGAAAUCGCGUCUAGAGGUGGUCGUGCCACUCGCAAAGCAGACAGAGAGCUGGCAGAAGCCGCGACACAGGCACAGAAGCGCGAAAUUGGGCUAGGAAGACGUACGCAUCAGCCUCCCGUGGUGCCGCCAACGUUUGAAGAAUGGCAAACUUGA
This is a messenger RNA of Penicillium subrubescens, 378 nucleotides long. RefSeq names its product KGG domain-containing protein. The coding region runs from base 1 to 378 and encodes 125 amino acids. The transcript is spliced from 2 exons. The record is from RefSeq and is a predicted model, not a curated record. NCBI's taxonomy places the organism in Eukaryota, Fungi, Ascomycota, Eurotiomycetes, Eurotiales, Aspergillaceae.